This is a messenger RNA of Brenthis ino (lesser marbled fritillary), 717 nucleotides long. The record is from the annotation of a GenBank genome assembly. NCBI's taxonomy places the organism in Eukaryota, Metazoa, Arthropoda, Insecta, Lepidoptera, Nymphalidae.
AUGGCUUUUGUGCCACCUCGAGCCGUUGCAGCUCGAAGUGUCCAAUCAUUAGAAGAAUAUAACACACCCCGAGCACCCCUACGUCGUCAAGUGUCUUUAGAUGAAGAACGCCGUGAUGAUUGUCAGGGGCACUGGAGAGGACCGUACCUUGAGGGUGAAGAAGAAGAGAAGGGGGUUAGGCUUUUCAGAGCGAUGUUACUCCAGCAUUUGAGACUGGAGGAACUCCGACCGCCACCUUGUAUGAUGGUUCCUGCUAAUCCUGACCAAAGAGGUUGGUGGAUGUACUGGAGAGAUUGGAGGGCGCUAGAAAGAGCGGCUUUAAGAUUUCGAGAUACAAAAGCGAGAGCUCGGCUCGCAGCCAGGGCGGAACAUAUUCCAUUGUUAUGUUUGGAUGAAGUCGAAUUUGAAGAUAUUAUGCAGGAGAUAUGUCAGGCUUGUGUUCACAUAGAACAGCGAGCGUUGCUUGUGCUAGCGUUUUUAUGUGAAGUGGUUGGUCGAGCUGUUAGGGUGGGCGGCUGGUGCAGGGCGGCGGAUUGGGCGGCACGCCAUGUCGCACAGUGCGCUACACCCUGGGCUAUACGGCAUGGUGGAUGGAGUGCAGUCGUAGACCGCGCGGGCGGCACACGUAGAGAAGAAACGAUACUUGCCGGUGCGGCAAUCGCUGCUCUGCUAGCAUUCCUACUAUUUUGCCGUACUCGCCUUCGGGAUGCCUUACUA